This is a messenger RNA of Arachis ipaensis, 4365 nucleotides long. RefSeq names its product phytochrome A-2. The record is from RefSeq and is a predicted model, not a curated record. NCBI's taxonomy places the organism in Eukaryota, Viridiplantae, Streptophyta, Magnoliopsida, Fabales, Fabaceae. Gene Ontology annotation, molecular function: phosphorelay sensor kinase activity; photoreceptor activity; protein homodimerization activity. Gene Ontology annotation, biological process: detection of visible light; regulation of DNA-templated transcription; protein-tetrapyrrole linkage.
GCUUGGAAGGUGGAGGGCGAGGCGGCGACAUGAUCCCCAAAAAUGGAAUGAAGGAAAGGGAAGCAAUUGGCAGUAAGCUUAGCUAGUUAAAAAAAUAAAACGCGGCUUCCCCAUCUUGCGACUCUCAUUUUGUUUUGCCCCUUUUUUUAAUCGGUAUGCGUGAUGCGUGAUCAUCAUGUAACUGUCAUUAUUGUCCACUUUAGCAACCAAACCAAAUGCCCACUUGCCCAAUUUAGUGUGUCUUUCCCGAAUUAAAAUAAUUAAAAUAAUAAUAUAUACAUGCCAGAAUUGAGAAUCCCCUUCCAGAGGGAACUUCAACUAUUCCAUGACCAUCAUUAUCCCCAUCUUUUAUUAUUUUAUUCAUUCAUUCAUUCAUUUCAUUCGACCAUAUUCACAUGGUGUUUCUUUGUUUUUAUAGUGCCCAACAUUUAUUUACUUAUUUAUAAAUUUUAUAUAUAAUACAAGUUUGGUGUUAUGGCGGUCCCCUCCUCAGUGAUGAGUAGUAGUAGCAGCAGUGCUGAGUGCUGAACUUGGAAGUUGGAUUUGGAUUUGAGGGUUUCAAUUUCUGGGGGGGACACACAUAAGAUUGCCGUUGAUCGAGGUUUUCUUUCAUGAAUAGAGCUUCUUCUUCUUCUUCUUCUUCUUCAACUGCAGCAGGCACUUGCUUAUUUUAAAGCCCAGCUUUUUCUUCCAACUUCCUCUCCUCAUUGUUAACAACACUACAAGGCUUCUUCUUUCUUUUCGGUGAAAAUGUCAUCCUCAAGGCCUAGCCAAUCUUCUAGCAAUUCGGGGAGAUCAAGACAUAGCGCUAGGAUUAUUGCUCAGACCACUGUAGAUGCAAAGCUCCAUGCUAGUUUUGAGGAGUCUGGUAGUUCCUUUGACUACUCUAGUUCGGUGCGCGCCUCCGGCUCAGCUGAUGGAGAAAAUCAACCAAGAACAGAUAAAGUAACAACAGCUUACCUCCAUCACAUACAGAAAGGCAAGAUGAUUCAGCCCUUUGGGUGCUUGCUGGCCUUGGAUGAGAAAACAUGCAAGGUGAUUGCUUACAGUGAGAAUGCACCAGAGAUGCUGACCAUGGCGAGUCAUGCUGUUCCCAGUGUUGGUGACCACCCUGCCCUUGGCAUUGGCACCGACAUAAGAACUAUUUUCACUGCUCCAAGUGCUUCGGCAUUGCAGAAAGCACUAGGAUUUGGAGAAGUUCAUCUUCUUAACCCCAUCCUAGUUCAUUGCAAGACUUCUGGGAAACCCUUCUAUGCUAUUCUCCAUCGUGUUACUGGUAGUUUGAUUAUUGACUUUGAGCCCGUCAAGCCUUAUGAAGUUCCUAUGACUGCAGCAGGUGCUCUGCAAUCCUACAAGCUUGCUGCGAAAGCAAUCACCCGAUUGCAGUCUUUGCCUAGUGGGAGCAUGGAAAGGCUAUGUGAUACAAUGGUUCAAGAAGUUUUUGAACUCACGGGUUAUGACAGGGUGAUGGCUUAUAAAUUUCAUGAGGAUGAUCAUGGGGAAGUGAUUGCUGAGUUAACAAAGCCAGGACUUGAACCAUAUCUUGGUUUGCACUAUCCGUCCACUGAUAUUCCCCAGGCUGCACGUUUUUUGUUCUUGAAGAACAAGGUCCGUAUGAUUGUUGAUUGUCAUGCAAAACAUGUAAAGGUUGUUCAAGAUGAGAAGCUGCCAUUCGAUUUGACUUUGUGUGGUUCAACCUUAAGAGCUCCUCAUAGUUGCCAUUUGCAAUACAUGUCAAACAUGGAUUCAAUUGCUUCCCUAGUUAUGGCAGUUAUAGUCAAUGACAGCGAUGAAGAUGCGGACAACUCUGAUGCUGUUCAGCCACAAAAGAGAAAGCGACUCUGGGGCUUAGUUGUUUGUCAUAACACUACUCCCAGGUUUGUUCCUUUUCCUCUAAGGUAUGCUUGUGAGUUUCUGACACAAGUAUUUGCCAUCCAUGUCAACAGAGAAAUAGAGUUAGAAUAUCAGAUUACUGAAAAGAAUAUCCUUCGCACUCAGACGCUCUUGUGUGAUAUGCUGAUGCGAGAUGCACCCCUAGGAAUUGUAUCACAAAGCCCUAAUAUAAUGGACCUAGUUAAAUGUGAUGGGGCUUCCCUCUUGUAUAAAAACAAGGUAUGGAGAUUAGGAGUAACACCUACUGAAUCUCAUAUAAGAGAGAUAGCUUUGUGGUUGUCUGAGCACCAUAUGGAUUCCACAGGUCUUAGUACAGAUAGCUUGUAUGAUGCCGGGUUCCCAGGGGCUCUGUCUCUUGGUGAUGUAGUAUGUGGAAUGGCAGCGGUUAGAAUAACUGAGAAAGACAUAGUUUUCUGGUUUCGAUCACACACAGCUGCAGAAAUCAGAUGGGGCGGUGCAAAGCAUGACCCUGGUGAAAAGGACGACGGCAGGAGGAUGCAUCCACGGUCAUCUUUCAAGGCUUUCCUUGAAGUUGUUAAGUCAAGGAGCUUACCGUGGAAAGACUACGAGAUGGAUGCUAUUCAUUCAUUGCAGCUAAUACUCAGAAAUGCAUUCAAAGAGAUGGAUAGUAUGGACAUAACCACAAAUGCAAUAAAUACAAGGCUGAAUGAUUUGAGGAUUGAAGGGAUGCAGGAACUGGAAGCCGUGACGAGUGAGAUGGUUAGAUUAAUUGAAACUGCAACAGUACCUAUUCUGGCUGUAGAUGUUGAUGGGCUGGUUAAUGGAUGGAAUAUAAAGAUUGCCGAAUUGACUGGCCUUUCGGUUGGUGAUGCUAUAGGGAAGCAUCUUCUCACGCUCAUUGAGAACUCUUCAGUUGGUAUAGUCAAGAAGAUGCUUGAGAUGGCAUUGAAAGGUGAAGAAGAGAAAAACGUCCAAUUUGAGAUCAAAACACAUGGGUCUAAAGUUGAUUGUGGUCCUAUUAGAUUGGUAGUUAAUGCUUGCGCAAGCCGGGAUAUUCAUGAUAAUGUUGUGGGGGUUUGUUUUGUGGCCCAAGACAUCACAGCUCAGAAGACUGUCAUGGAUAAAUUUACCCGAAUUGAAGGUGAUUACAAGGCGAUUGUACAGAAUCCCAACCCAUUGAUCCCCCCAAUAUUUGGAACUGAUGAAUUUGGCUGGUGUUGUGAGUGGAAUGCAGCUAUGACAAAGGUGACCGGAUGGAAGAGAGAAGAGGUGAUGGAUAAAAUGCUUUUAGGAGAGGUUUUUGGGACUCAGAUGGCUUGUUGUCGUCUUAAGAACCAAGAAGCUUUUGUUAAUUUUGGUAUUGUACUUAAUAAAGCCAUGACCGGUUUGGAGACAGCAAAGGUUGCUUUUGGUUUCUUUGCUCGUAGUGGGAAGUAUGUAGAAUGCCUGCUUUCGGUGAGUAAAAAAUUGGACGUCGAAGGUGUAGUUACUGGGGUCUUCUGCUUCUUGCAGCUAGCUAGUCCAGAGCUGCAACAAGCAUUGCAUGUUCAGCGAAUAUCUGAACAAACUGCCUUGAAGAGACUGAAAGCUUUAACUUAUAUGAAGAGGCAGAUCAGGAAUCCUUUAUCCGGGAUGAUGUUUUCGCGGAAAAUGUUGGAGGCCACUGAGUUGGGAACGGAACAAAAGCAACUCCUACACACCAGUGCUCAGUGCCAGUGCCAGCUUAGCAAAGUUCUUGAUGACUCAGAUCUUGACAGCAUCAUUGAUGGUUACUUGGAUCUUGAGAUGGCUGAAUUCACUCUGCAUGAUGUAUUGGUUGCUUCCCUUAGUCAAGUAAUGGCAAAGAGUAACACCAAAGCUAUCCGAAUAGUCAACGAUGUCAAAGAGCAAAUUGUGACAGAAACCUUAUACGGUGAUAGUCUUAGGCUUCAGCAGGCCAUAGCUGACUUCUUAUUGAUUUCCAUAAACUUCACACCCAAUGGAGGUCAAGUUGUAGUAACAGCCACUCUGACCAAAGAACAAAUAGGGCAAUCUGUCCAUCUUGUUAAUUUGGAGCUCAGCAUAACACAUCCUGGUAGUGGGGUGCCAAGAAGGUAUAAGCCUUCUCAUAAGCAGAAAACUUCUAAAGCUGAUGAAUGGAGAUGUGCGUUAUGUAAGGGAAGCAGGCAAAUCAUCUUUUAUCCUAUCUGCUGAACUUGCCGCAGCUCAUAAGUUGAAAGAUUAGAAGUUUUGGCCAAAAAAGGUUAGUUAAUAAGAUGUUACAAGAUAAUGUGCUUUUUGUACAUCAGAAAGUGACUGGAAUGAGAAAUCAGUUGCAUUCCUUUGUGCCUCUAGUUUGUUUCUGUAACUUAUUGUAACGCAUGCUGUAGAUAUGUAUUAAUUUCUUUCUCAUUCCUUCAUCAGUUCUUGCACUAGCGCUAGACACUGUUAACGACAUUGAUUUUUUAGGUCGGUUGUUGUCACGAAUCGCACUUCAGUUUGUUGGUUUGCAAAUUUAAGCUCUCUUCGCCA